UAUUUAUAUAAUACCAAUAAUGGUUUAAUUCAGUAUUUCGUUAGUUUACUUUUAUUGGCUUUCCUUUGGGCUCAUUAAAAUAAAAUAGUGCAGCAAACCACGAACCGAAGGAACUCCUGUUUUUCAAGCAGUCCUGUCACAUCAAUUGAGGGUUUCCUUUUUAUGAAUCUAUUUCUCGGAGUGUUCUGUUCGGGGGAGAAGUUUGAAGCAGCGCUAGCUUGAGCUUGGCCCUUCUAAUUAUUCAGGUGGAACCGCCACCCUUGUUCGUAGUUUUUUUUUCCUCUUUUCAUGCUAAUAAAAAUCGUGUACCAAAUAUAGUUUAACUGAACAGUUGAUAGGUUCCUAUCUAUUUAUUGUGUGGUUCCUUCGGUGCCCAGAUUAGAAUCCUGCCGAAUCGAAAAAAGGGAAAGAGAAACAGACGUCGCGCAACCCAGCAACAAUAGACUACCAGCACAGGACAAUGCCAGAGUGGGCGGAAGCUAAAAGGGAAGGCAGGCUUGCAAUCGAACCAGCCACAGUAGCAGCACUGGAGGUAGCACUGGAAGCCGAGCAGGACACCGAGCAAGGCAGUUCAGCGUCGUCCAGCGAGACUUCGUCCCCUACCAAGAACCAAUCCGGCCAGGUCAACGGCAACCAGCAAUUGCACAUGGAGGAAUUAAAGGAUGCCAGCAUUCACCACACGGCCUUGAAGUUGUCCGAGGAUAUCAAAGCUAUGAAAAUCUACGGCAGUUUAUAUAAGAUGGUGCAGAAGCUCGCGUGCUCACCUGAAGUAGACAAGGACGAUAUGAAGCAUACCCUCGAGGCAGCCAUCAAAGCGAACGGUCUGGAAACCGAAAUUCGCAAUGUUAUCUAUCAUUUGAUCAGAAAUUCGCUCAAAGCAGAAACCAAACCCACGGUGCCGUCCAGUGACCCGUUAUACUAUCUGCGCCGGGCGGGUAUUCAGUGGGAACGACGUGUACGUAAAUCGCUCAACUCCAUGUGCUCGGAAUCAAAGGCCCAACUGCAAGGACAGAUGCGUUCAGCUACGGACCGGGAAGAAAUUCUAACAAAGUGGGACGAACUAAGCAACUAUCAAAUCGAUCUGACCAACUAUCGGCCGGUUUACGCUCCGAAAGAUUUGCUCGAUGUGCUUCUUUCCCUGAAGGGCCCCGUUAAACAGGAUGAAACAGAGUACAGAAAAUACUUCCGCUUCUCUCAACAACAAAUUGCCAGCAAACUCAAACUUAUCAAAUCGUUUUUCAGUUUUCUUCCAAAGUGGGAAUUUUCGCACAUUUCGCUUCCGGUGAAAAAUCUCUUCGAGUUGCGAGUGCAUUUUUCUGAGCUCUUGCGCAAUGAUAACAAUGGAGGUACGACUGAUUGGGCAGUCACGUGUCAGAAGAUCCUGAAGACGCGUCAUGCCCCUUUGUGCCAGCAAGCCCUGAAGAAGGGCAUCACACCACCUCCGCUUCGAGGACAUCUGUGGGCCUACGUGCUUGGCAGUCAGGUGGAAGCGCAUCACGCCGAGCAUUGGGACAAUUUGAAACAGUCGGUGCUAACGACGGAAUCUAUUGUUGAUAAGCUAGUAUUCAAGGAUGUUCAAUUGACGGCAACUAACGAUGAUCGGUAUUUUGUAUUCGAGGAUGUGUUGUAUCAGAUCAUGUUGUGCUUCAGUCGUGAUGCUGAAAUUAGUCAAAUGAUUCAAACGGAGUUCACCAACUCAGCAAAGGUUAAGCAAUACGAGGGCCCAGCUUGCGGAUUCGUUCCAUUUCAUGGUAUCUGCAUGUUGGCAGCACCAUUCUGCUACUUGUACGACAAUCCCGUUUCGUUGUACUUUACGUUCCGCGCAUUCUACGUUCGUUACUGCCAUCGACUAACCACGAUAAAUACCCACCCACAGGGAAUCGUCAGUUUGUGUCUGCUGUUUGAAAAACUUUUGCAGACACACGAACCCCAACUGUGGUCUCACUUUCGUGAAUUGCAAAUUCAACCCAUUCGCGUGGUGUUCAAGUGGCUGAUGCGUGCAUUCAGCGGUCACCUUCCUCCGGAGCAGCUGCUCAUUCUGUGGGAUCUUAUCUUGGGCUACGAUAGUCUGGAAAUUUUAUCUCUUUUGGCGCUGAUCAUAUUGAGCUUUCGUCGGGAAAGUCUGAUGCAGGUUGUCACUCUGGAAAACAUUGAAGCCAUAUUAUCGGAUUUGUCCUCGGUCAAGGUGCUACCUUUGAUACAACUCACGUUGUCGCGAGACUGAGUGCUACGAAACUUUUUCAUGUUGGAAAACGAUUGAUGGCAAAAGAAGGUAGAUAAAAGGCGGUAAACAACAAAAUAGACUUGGUUAUAGGAAAUUCUAAAA
Molecule: messenger RNA, 2326 nt
Organism: Aedes aegypti (yellow fever mosquito)
Lineage: Eukaryota; Metazoa; Arthropoda; Insecta; Diptera; Culicidae
Product: TBC1 domain family member 19
Exons: 6
Coding region: 461-2224 (587 amino acids)
Source: RefSeq, a predicted model, not a curated record